UAACAAAAUAUCAAAACUUGAAUGCGGUCGGUUCCUCGCAGUCGGAGUCCCGUUUUCUCUGUUUUCUGUCGUGUUCGUUUUGCGUAAUCAAUGUAUAGUGGUAAUUGAAUUAAACGCACCUAACUAGGCGUAUUAUGAAAAGUGUUUUUAUGCUGUGAACAUUUCUUAAGACUGUACCAUCAUUGCUGACAGUGGAAAACGUUGAAAACGUGCAAGGCGUAUUUGUGUGGUUGUCCAACUCGUGUAUGAGAAGAACGAAGCAAUAGCGCGGUUGGGUGGUGCCGAAUGAGUUUCGAAUAUUUUUAUCAGCUUCACUAUCACCGCGAUCGUUGAACUGUACAACGGGUUGUGAACGGUUGUGAUUGAAUAGCGAAGGGAGCAACUAUAACGAAUCGUACCCUGACUGCACUAAAGGUUGAGUUAUAGACGGAAGUUGCUCAAAAUAAACGCACUGCAAAGUGUGACCGGAUAUUGUUUUAUUUGUACCGGUAACGUUGUAAGCCGGUGCAAUGGCUGAAGCACAUUCAGCUGUUGCUUUUUCCUUCUCAAUCACCCACGAAGGAUGGGACAUCAAUUACGAUCGUGAGGUCUUGGAUCUUGUUUGGCAGUCGGGUGUCCGAUCCUGGAAGAAACGAUUGGCUCGAUUCCGGACAGGAGUACGCAACGGUGUUUAUCCGGCUCAUCUGCAAAGUUUGUGGCUGGUGAUAGCAAUCGCGAUAGGAUUACAUUUUACACAACGACACGUUCCGUUCGAUCUGGUAGCCAAAUGGUUAUCAAUUUUACCAGGCAAUUCACUGCAAUGGCAGUUGACGGCAUGUUCACUAGCCGGGUUGGUAGUUUGGUUAUCAAUUUGCUACACAAUGCGUUACUCGCUAAAACUGUUGCUGAUGUACAAAGGGUGGAUGUAUGAAAAACGUGCACCGGGUAGCAGAGUUUCCUUGGAGACAAGAAUGUGGGGAUUGUUCGUGAAAAUACUUGCCACCUGGAAUAAGCCAGGACUGUACAGCUUCCAAGGAUCGCUCCCAAGGCUACCGUUGCCAAGCGUGCAAGAUACGAUGACCCGCUACCUUCGGUCCGUGCGUCCACUGUUGGAUGAUACGAACUACAACCGUAUGGAACGGCUGGCGAAAGAAUUCCAGCUAGGCAUCUCGACAAAAUUACAACGAUAUCUGUUCCUCAAGAGUUGGUGGUCCACUAACUAUGUAUCCGAUUGGUGGGAAGAGUACGUCUAUCUGCGUGGACGUGGCGCACUGAUGGUAAAUAGCAACUUUUACGGUAUCGAUGCCAUUUUCAUGCAUCCAACCAAAGUACAGAGUGCGCGUGCCGCCAGUGUGGUAAAUUUGUUGCUACAGUUCCGCCGUACUGUUGAACGCCAGGAACUCGAGCCGAUUCUAGUGCAAGGUUUGGUGCCUUUGUGUUCGUGGCAGUAUGAGCGUAUCUUCAACACCGUACGUGCUCCCGGUGUAGAGAGCGAUAAGAUCAUUCACUAUCAAGAUUCGAACCACAUCGUCGUCCUGUAUCGUGGCUGUUACUACAAAGUUAUCAUCUAUCACAAUGGUCGAAUUUUGCGUCCGUGCGAGUUGCAAAUUCAGAUCGAAUUCAUCUUGCAACAGGGUGCGGAAAAACCUCAGCCUGGUGAAGAAUUGUUGGCGUCGUUGACUGCUGGAGAUCGUACAAAAUGGGCCCAGAUUAGGCAAACGGUGUUUGCAAAAGGUGUAAACCGCACAUCGCUGCACACAGUCGAAAGUGCCGCGUUCGUGCUGUCUCUCGAUGAGAAACCAUUCGAAUUUGAUUUGGCACAUCCGGAAAAGUUGGACCAAUUUGGACGAUACUUGUUGCACGGCAAUGGACACGAUCGUUGGUUCGACAAGAGUUUUACCGUGUGUGUUGGUAGCAACGGAAGGAUCGGAUUCAAUGCGGAACAUACGUGGGCGGAUGCAGCCGUUAUGUCGCACAUUUGGGAAAUGUUGAUCAUGGGAGAAACUGAGCAGCGGGCUGAUGCACCUGUUAUGGCACAUGUUUGGGAAAAUAUUGUCGCUGAAGAGGCAACCAAUAAACGAUAUGACGAAAAUGGCAACACUGCCGGCAUUCCUGAGUUCGAACCACCGACUCCUAAACGUUUAGCAUGGGACCUGAACGAUAGAGUAGCGCUGGACGCUAUAGAUGAGGCGCACAUUGCUUCCCAAAAGCUGUUGAAUGAUGUGGAUUUGCGGAUUCUGGUACACGAUGCGUACGGUAAGGGAUUGAUGAAGACUUGCCGCCUUUCUCCGGAUGCCUUUAUCCAAAUGGCGCUCCAGCUGGCAUACUAUCGUGAUGCUGGCAAGUUUUCCCUCACUUACGAAGCAUCUAUGACUCGGCUGUUCCGCGAAGGUCGCACGGAAACGGUUCGUCCAUGCACGAUCGAAUCUGCCGCAUGGGUGAAAGCAAUGCUUGAUAAGGAUGUUGCGGUUGAAGAACGUGUCCGGUUGUUGAAUGCGGCCUGCGAACGGCACCAGCUGGGCUACCAGGACGCAAUGUGUGGCAAAGGAAUUGAUCGGCACUUGUUCUGUUUGUAUGUCGUGUCCAAAUAUCUGGAAAUCGACUCGCCCUUCCUUCAGGAAGUGUUGAGUGAACCAUGGAGAUUAUCAACUAGUCAAACGCCGCACGGGCAAACGUCCAAAAUGGACCUGAAGAAGCAUCCAAAUUGCAUCAGUGCGGGUGGCGGCUUUGGCCCCGUUGCUGAUGAUGGGUAUGGUGUGUCGUACAUUGUGGCCGGAGAGGAUCUGAUCUUCUUCCAUAUAUCGUCCAAGAAAUCAUGUGGAACAACGAGUUCGGAAAGAUUUGCGCAGGAAAUAUGUCGCGCUUUGGCAGAUAUGAAGCAUCUUUUCGAGGAAUAUCGUAGUUUACAGAAGAAAACCGCUUCGUCCGGUAACAAAUCGGUUAAAGCAGAGGCCAAAUAGUGAUAGUGCGGGUGACACAGUUUGAAUGUAAUCCCUGUUGCAACAUAUCGUGCAGAAAACAUCAACACGUUUAUAAACAGAACCGAAUUUCUACACAUUAGUGCGUUACAGAAAGGUUUCAUAACCGUCACUGCAGCAGAUGAUAUACCUGUUCACUUUUCUUUCAUCGAAGGUUUUCCCAACGAUAUAUCGUUCUGUAAAAGAAUUUUAUUUGUUAACCGAUAUUUUAUGAAGCUGUGUGACGUAUGGAAAACUACUGCAAUGUUUUCGUUAAAUGAUACUAUUAAUGCUGAUAUUUGUUGGAAAUACUAAUGUAAUGUGAAGUGCAAUGCAGCAGAAUUAUGUUUUCCAUCAAUAGCUUAGAAUAGGUAAAGAUAUAAAAGGAAAGGUAAUAAAAAUCCGUUAAAUGCGGCAGGUUAGUCUAUGAUAAUCGAUUAAGCAUGCAUUAAACACUACUACAGCACAUCAUGGAGAGGUGAGAAUUUGGUUGAUUUUUAGAAAAUAAGCGUGAUCAAAUACGAUCAUAAAGAACUGCUGCUAACUAUGCAAUCAUCAAUGCAAUUGAAAGACAUACCAACAUCCAACACACAACACAACGCCAGGUCAAGUGCAAACAAACAAAACCUGGUUUUCUUAUUAAUUUUUGUUGAGAAGUAGUGAAAAGUGUUUGUUGUAGAUAAUAUUAGAUGGAUACACUCACACAAAAAGGUGAAACUAAUGUUAAUCGAUAUACAUAUAUAGAGCGAAUGGAGAAAUUAGAAACUUUGGUGAGUGGAAGAUAGCAUGAGGAUAAAACAGGGUGGUACGUGCCCGCGAAGACAAACAACUGAAGCUAGCCACUUUUUAAGCAGUUUUACAAUUUAGUAUAAAACCAUAUUUUGGAAAUAAAUACACGUGUACAUCAACAA
Molecule: messenger RNA, 3847 nt
Organism: Anopheles funestus (African malaria mosquito)
Lineage: Eukaryota; Metazoa; Arthropoda; Insecta; Diptera; Culicidae
Gene: whd
Product: carnitine O-palmitoyltransferase 1, liver isoform
Exons: 13
Coding region: 510-2939 (809 amino acids)
Biological process (GO): carnitine metabolic process; fatty acid metabolic process
Cellular component (GO): mitochondrion
Molecular function (GO): carnitine O-palmitoyltransferase activity
Source: RefSeq, a predicted model, not a curated record